Heteronotia binoei (common prickly gecko) is the source of this 9353-nucleotide messenger RNA. It is a transcript of the gene CELSR1, whose product is annotated as cadherin EGF LAG seven-pass G-type receptor 1. Bases 1 to 9099 code for a protein of 3032 amino acids. The transcript is spliced from 35 exons. NCBI's taxonomy places the organism in Eukaryota, Metazoa, Chordata, Lepidosauria, Squamata, Gekkonidae. The record is from RefSeq and is a predicted model, not a curated record. Gene Ontology annotation, cellular component: plasma membrane. Gene Ontology annotation, molecular function: G protein-coupled receptor activity; calcium ion binding. Gene Ontology annotation, biological process: cell surface receptor signaling pathway; homophilic cell-cell adhesion; G protein-coupled receptor signaling pathway.
AUGCUGCUCGGCUGGCCGGCGGCUGCCUUGCUGCUGGGGCUGCUGGCGCCCGCGGCGGGCUGGGAGCUGCGGCCGGCCGGAGGGGGCGCCCCGCUGCUGGACCUCUCGCUGGGGCCCGAGUGGCGCUGCGCGCUGGAGCCGAGCCUGACCGCCCGCCGCCUGAGGGGCGCCCUGGAGGUGACGCGGCUGCGCAGGACCCCCAAGCGCCUGGCGUGCGCUCCCUCCCGCCCGCUGCCGCUCCACCUGCGCCUCGCCUGCGGCGCCCUCCUCUCGCUGCCCUGGAGCGGCUGCCCCGGCGCGGCUGCGGGCUCCGCGCCGCCUCGCCUCGCCGUCUGGGGGCCCCUGCCCGCCCUGCUCUGCCCGGAGAGCGGCGGCGGAGGGGUGCUCGCCCUCCUCGGGGCCUUGACCACUUUCCCGCAGUGCCGCUGCCCCGACGGCCUCCCCUUGGCCUGCCGGGAAGGGAGGCAGGGGUGCCCUCGGCCCCCCGGGGGGGAGCCGCUGCGGCUGCGGUGUCGCCUGAGGAAGAGCCAAGGGGACAUCCUGGUGGAGCUGAGGCCGGUGGGGCCGUGGGCGCCUGGAGGAGACGGUGGGGAGAAGCGAAGGUUGCGGAGAAGCGGGGGUGGUCCCUUUGGGGCAGGGAGUGGCGCCGACCGGGAGUCUUGGCAUCGGGGCGCCAGGAAGCUGAGGAGCGUCAACAACCCGCCGCAGUUCAAGCUGCCCAACUAUCAAGUGUCGAUUGCUGAGAACCAGCCUUCGGGCGCCACGGUCAUCACGCUGGAAGCCCAUGACCCCGACGAGGGGGAAGCAGGCCGACUGACAUAUUCGAUGGAGGCGUUCUUUGACAAGCGGUCUGAUGAUUACUUCUCCAUUGACUCUACGACCGGAGUAGUGGUCACCACUCGUAGCCUGGACCGGGAGACCAAAGAUACCCACGUGCUUCAAGUCACGGCGGCGGACCACGGCUCCCCACGGCACCGUUCUGCCACCACCUUCCUGACGGUGACCGUGAGCGACACCAACGAUCACGGCCCGGUGUUUGAGCAGCCGGAAUAUCGAGAGAACAUCCGAGAGAAUCUUGAAGUGGGUUAUGAAGUGCUGACUAUUCGCGCCACGGAUGAGGAUGCCCCGGGCAACGCUAACUUGCUCUAUCGCAUCCUGGACCCUGGGGCUGGGGAGGGAGUCUUUGAGAUUGACCCGCACUCUGGUGUUGUGAGGACUUGUGCUCCUGUGGACCGAGAGGAGAUUUCAGAAUAUCAUCUUGUAGUGGAAGCUAAUGACCAGGGCAAAGAUCCGGAGCCCCGCAGUGCCACGGUCACUGUGCACAUCGUGGUGGAAGAUGAAAACGACAACUCUCCGCAGUUCAGUGAGAAACGCUACUUGGUGCAGAUUCCGGAGGACAUAGCGGUGAACAGUCAGGUCCUGCAGCUGCAAGCCACUGACAGAGAUCGGGGCAGCAAUGCCCAGGUACACUACAGUAUUGUGAGUGGGAAUCUCAAAGGCCAGUUUUACAUCCAUUCUUUUUCUGGCUCUAUCGACCUGAUAAACCCCCUGGACUAUGAGACGAUUAGAGAAUAUAAUUUGAGGAUAAAAGCUCAGGAUGGGGGAAGGCCUCCACAAAUCAAUUCUAGUGGGAUGGUUUCCAUUCAGGUGUUGGAUGUAAACGAUAAUGCCCCCAUCUUUGUAAGCACCCCUUUCCAAGCCACAGUACUAGAAAAUGUCCCACUGGGCUACUCAGUUUUACAUGUUCAGGCAGUAGAUGCUGACUCUGGGGAUAAUGCCCGCUUGGAAUAUAAACUUGUUGAACUAUCUCAUCCUUCUCCAGUGCCCUCAAGUAGGGGCGCUGGUUUUCCCUUCCAGAUCAACAACAGUACUGGAUGGAUUACAGUGUCUGCUGAGCUCGACCGGGAGACCGUGGAGAGCUACCAUUUUGGGGUAGAGGCCAGAGACCAUGGAGUGCCUGUCAUGAGUUCCUCAGCCAGCGUGUCUAUUACUGUCCUUGAUGUCAAUGAUAACAGCCCUGUGUUUACGGAAAAAGUUUAUCAGCUCAGGCUUAACGAAGAUGCAGCGGUAGGCAGCAGUGUCUUGACCCUGACAGCAGUGGACAGAGAUGUCAACAGUGUGGUGACUUACCAAAUCACUAGUGGCAACACAAGGAACCGCUUUGCUAUCACUAGUCAGAGUGCGGGUGGGCUGAUCACCCUGUCUUUGCCCCUGGAUUACAAGCAAGAGAGGCAAUAUGUGUUAACGGUCAUGGCUUCAGAUGGAACUCUCUUUGACACCGUACAAGUCUUCAUCAAUGUCACAGAUGCCAACACACACCGGCCAGUUUUCCAAAGUUCCCACUACACAGUGAGUAUCAGUGAAGACAAGCCUGUCGGCACGUCCGUUGUAACCAUCAGUGCCACUGAUGAAGAUACUGGGGAGAAUGCUAGGAUCACUUACGUCCUGGAGGACAACAUCCCUCAGUUUCGCAUUGAUCCUGACAUGGGCACAAUUACCACGUUGAUGGAGUUAGAUUACGAAGACCAAGCUGCUUAUACUUUGGCCAUCACAGCCCAUGACAAUGGAAUCCCUCAGAAAUCUGAUACCACCUAUGUGGAGAUCCUUAUCCUGGAUGCCAACGACAAUGCACCCCGAUUUCUUCGUGACCGUUACCAGGGUGCUGUUUUUGAGGACGUGCCACUCUCUACCAGUGUCCUGCAGGUGUCUGCUACUGACCGCGACUCAGGCCAAAAUGGUCGCCUCCUUUAUACCUUCCAGGGUGGUGACGACGGGGAUGGAGAUUUUUACAUUGAGGCCACGUCAGGGGUGAUUCGGACGCUGCGCAAACUGGAUCGUGAAAAUGUCGCCGUUUACAGUCUUCGAGCUUUUGCGGUGGACCGGGGAGUCCCGUCCCUUAAAGCCUCUGUGGAUAUCCAGGUUACAGUGCUAGAUAUCAACGAUAACCCACCUGUUUUUGAGCAGGACGAAUUUGACAUCUUCGUGAAGGAAAACAGCCCCGUCGGUUCCAUUGUGACCCGAAUCAGUGCUGUAGACCCGGACGAGGGAACCAAUGCGCAAAUUAUGUAUCAAAUUGUGGAGGGGAACAUCCCUGAAGUCUUUCAGCUUGACCUCCUCAAUGGAGACCUCACAGCCCUGAUGGAUCUAGAUUAUGAAAGUCAGACAGAAUAUGUGAUCGUGGUGCAAGCUACCUCAGCCCCUCUUGUUAGCCGAGCUACUGUUCACAUACGUCUCCUGGAUCAGAAUGACAACGCUCCGGUGCUGCAAGACUUCCAGAUCCUUUUCAACAAUUAUGUCACUAACAAAUCCAAUAGUUUCCCUUCUGGAGUAAUUGGCAAGAUCCCUGCCCAUGAUCCCGAUAUGUCUGACCAACUGAACUACACUUUUGUCAGGGGCAAUGAGUUAAACCUGCUGCUUUUGGACUCUUCUACCGGAGAGCUCAAGCUAAGCCGGGAUCUGGACAACAACAGAGCUUUGGAAGCCAUCAUGGAAGUCUCUGUUUCAGAUGGUAUUCACAGUGUCACAGCAUUUUGUACCUUGAGGGUGACUAUCAUCACAGACGACAUGCUGACCAACAGUAUCACCGUACGGCUGGAAAACAUGUCGCAAGAGAAGUUUCUCUCUCCGCUGCUUGCUCUCUUUGUGGAAGGUGUGGCCACUGUGCUGUCGACAACCAAAGAAGGCAUUUUUGUCUUCAACAUCCAAAACGACACGGAUGUCAGCUCCAAUAUUCUAAAUGUGACAUUCUCUGCCUUGCUCCCUGGUGGCAUUCGAAACAAGUUCUUCCCCUCGGAGGACCUCCAGGAGCAGAUAUACCUUAACAGGACGCUCCUCACAAUGAUUUCAACCCAAAGGGUACUGCCUUUUGAUGACAACAUUUGUCUCCGGGAACCUUGUGAAAACUACAUGAAGUGCGUGUCUGUGCUCAAGUUUGACAGCUCUGCCCCCUUCAUCAGUUCCAACACGGUUUUGUUCCGACCCAUACACCCCAUCAAUGGCUUGAGGUGUCGGUGUCCUCCAGGAUUUACAGGUGACUACUGUGAAACGGAGAUAGACCUCUGCUACUCCAACCCUUGUGGAAACAAUGGCCUUUGCAGAAGCCGAGAGGGAGGCUACACUUGUGAAUGCCACGAAGACUACACUGGAGAGUCCUGUGAAGUGAACUCUCGUUCUGGACGCUGCUCUCCAGGGGUGUGCAAGAAUGGAGGCACGUGUGUUAAUCUGCUUAUAGGAGGGUUCAUGUGUGAGUGCCCGCCAGGAGAAUACGAGAAGCCUUAUUGUGAGAUGACCACGAGAAGUUUUCCUCCCCAGUCCUUCGUUACCUUCAAGGGGUUAAGGCAACGCUUCCAUUUCACUGUUUCUCUGAAGUUUGCAACCAGGGACAGGAAUGCUUUGCUUCUCUACAACGGGCGUUUCAAUGAGAAGCAUGAUUUUAUUGCACUAGAGAUCAUUGAAGAGCAGAUUCAGCUAACGUUCUCUGCAGGAGAAACCAGCACAACCGUUUCACCAUUCGUUCCAGGAGGGGUUAGUGAUGGACUGUGGCACUCUGUACAAGUAGACUACUAUAAUAAGCCCAACAUAGGAAGACUGGGCAUUCCUCAUGGGCCUUCAGGAGAGAAAGUGGCAGUUGUGACGGUGGAUGACUGUGAUACAGCGGUGGCUGUGCGGUUUGGAAGCCUUAUUGGAAACUAUUCUUGCGCUGCUCAGGGAACACAGACUGGCUCCAAAAAGUCUUUGGAUCUAACUGGCCCCCUGCUCCUGGGAGGAGUGCCAAACUUGCCUGAGGAUUUUCCUGUUCACAACAGACAGUUUGUCGGCUGCAUGAGAAACCUCUCCAUUGACAGCAAACCAAUCGACAUGGCCAGCUACAUAGCAAACAACGGCACUCUUGCAGGCUGCGCAGCUCAGAAGAAAUAUUGUACUACCAACUGGUGUCAGAACGGGGGUAUCUGUAUGAACAAAUGGAAUACCUACUCUUGCGACUGUCCCCUGCGGUAUGGUGGGAAAAACUGUGAGCAAGUGAUGUCUUUCCCUCAGUGCUUCACAGGGGACAGCAUGGUUUUCUGGCAUGAUCUUGAUAUCACUAUUUCUGUGCCGUGGUACAUCGGCCUCAUGUUUAGAACUCGGAAGGUUAAUGGCAUGUUGAUGCAAGCAAAGGCAGGAGCAUCAUCCAAGAUCAACAUUCAGAUACUGAACAACUAUGUGGUGUUUGAAGUCUACGAUGGACUGAAUCAAGUGGCAAGUUUGAAGAUGACUCAGUCCCGAAUGAGUGAUGGAGAAUGGCAUCACUUGUUAAUAGAGCUAAAGAGUGCAAAAGAUGGGAAAGACAUAAAGUACCUGGCUGUUGUGUCAUUGGAUUAUGGGAUGUAUCAGAGUACUGUACAGAUUGGAAAUCAGUUGCCAGGACUAAAAAUGAGAAGUAUUGUUGUGGGAGGUGUCUCUGAAGAUCAAGUCUCAGUGCAGCAUGGUUUCUAUGGCUGCCUGCAGGGAGUGAGAAUGGGGGAGACAUCUACAAAUGCAGCUACGUUAAACAUGCAUCAGGCUGGGAACAUUAAUGUCAAGGAAGGCUGUGAGAUGGACAAUCCCUGUGAUUCUAACCCUUGCCCCCAGCACAGCUAUUGCAGUGAUGAUUGGGACAGCUAUUCCUGUAUUUGUGAUCCAGGGUACUUUGGGACAGAUUGCGUUGAUGUGUGCAGCCUGAACCCCUGUGAGCAUGUCUCCACUUGCGUGCGUAAACCAAGCUCUUCUCAUGGAUACAUCUGCGAAUGUGGGCAAAACUAUUAUGGCCAGUACUGUGAAAGCAAAAUUGAUUCGCCUUGUCCCAGAGGCUGGUGGGGGAAUCCUGUUUGCGGCCCAUGUAACUGCGAGGUUGGUAAGGGGUUUGAUCCUGACUGCAAUAAGACCAAUGGAGAGUGUCGAUGUAAGACAAACUAUUACAGGCCUCAAAACAGUGACACUUGUUACCCAUGUGACUGCUUCCCAGCUGGUUCCCACACCCGCACGUGUGACCCUGAAACAGGGCAGUGCCCCUGUAAACCAGGAGUGAUUGGGCGGCAAUGCAAUCGCUGUGAUAAUCCUUUUGCUGAAGUCACAGUUCAUGGCUGCGAAGUGGUUUACAGUGGAUGUCCUAAAGCAUUUGAGGCUGGCAUUUGGUGGCCGCAGACCAAAUUUGGGCAGCCUGCUGCAGUGCCGUGUCCCAAGGGAUCAACAGGCAAUGCCGUGCGCCACUGCAACAGCGAGAAAGGCUGGCUCCCGCCUGAGCUUUUUAACUGCACCACCAUUGGCUUCAUGGACCUUAAAAUAAUGAAUGAAAAGCUUCUCCACAAUGAGACCAGCAUGGAUGGUGAUAAGUCUGUGCAGAUAGCCAGGGUGCUUCAGAAUGCUACUAAUCGCACAUACCCCUUCUACGGGAAUGAUGUACGAACGGCCUACCACAUGAUGAUCCGGGUGUUGCAGUACGAGAGCCAGCAGCAAGGGUUCAGCUUGGCUGCGAUGAGAGAUGUGGAGUUCAAUGAGAAUAUCGUAAAAGCUGGCAGUGCUCUUCUCGACCCAAGCACUAGAGAGCAUUGGGAACACAUCCAGAGGACAGAGGGGGGCACGACGCAGCUCUUGAAAUACUACGAGGAGUAUUUCCGCAACAUAGCAAAGAACAUGAGAAACACCUACAUGAACCCUUUUGUUAUCGUUACCUCAAACAUGAUUAUUGCUGUUGACAUCUUUGAAAAGUCUAAUUUUACGGGAGCUAAAGUGCCGCGGUUUGAUUUGAUUAAAGCAGAUUAUCCCAGAGAUCUUGAGUCAUCCGUUUUGUUUCCUGAUACUUUGUUCAGAACUUCCAAUCGAAAAGUUGGUCCUACCACGAAGCCCUUCAAGCGUAAAUUGUCUUCUAAGAUGGAAGAUGAGUUUUCCGAUAGUAGAAGUGCAUUUUCAAAGAGAAAACGACGGCACCCAGAGGAGUAUAGCCAAUAUGCUGUUGCUGUAGUGAUUAUAUACCGAACACUGGGGCAACUUCUGCCUGAGAGCUAUGAUCCUGACCGAAGGAGUUUAAGGUUACCCAAUCGGCCAAUCAUUAAUACUCCAAUUAUCAGCGCUAUUGUUUAUAGAGGAGAGGGACCUUCAUCCAAUCUACUGGAAAAUCCCAUUACACUGGAGCAUACCAUGUUGGAAACUGAGGAGAGAACAAAGCCAGUUUGUGUGUUCUGGAACCACUCAAUUGUUACGGGAAACGCAGGAGGCUGGUCCUCAAAGGGAUGUGAGCUGUUUUCGAGGAAUCACCGACAUAUUAUUUGCCGGUGCAACCACAUGACAAGUUUUGCUGUCCUGAUGGAUAUUUCAAAGCGUGAAAAUGGUGAAGCGCUUCCUCUGAAGAUUAUCACCUACGUGACUGUCUCAAUCUCACUGGUAGCAUUGCUGCUCACCUUUAUUCUCCUGGUCCUGAUCCGGACUCUGCGGUCCAACUUGCACAGCAUCCACAAAAAUCUGGUGGCUGCCUUGUUCUUCUCAGAACUGAUCUUCCUGAUAGGAAUCAACCAGACAGAUAAUCCGUUUGUGUGCACCGUCAUCGCUAUUCUUUUGCACUACUUCUACAUGAGCACCUUUGCUUGGAUGUUCGUCGAACAACUUCACAUUUACCGCAUGCUGACUGAAGUGAGGAACAUCAAUUUUGGACACAUGAGAUUCUACUAUGUCAUGGGCUGGGGGAUUCCUGCCAUUAUAACUGGCCUUGCAGUGGGCCUGGAUCCAAAGGGUUAUGGGAACCCAGAUUUCUGCUGGCUCUCUGUCCAUGACACCCUCAUCUGGAGCUUCGCAGGGCCCAUUAUUAUCGUUGUAGUUAUCAACAUUGUAAUUUUCAUACUGGCAGUGAAAGCAUCGUGCAGACGAAGGCAGCGUUCAUUGGAGAAAACUGGAGUCAUUUCUGUACUACGUACAGCUUUCCUCCUGCUUCUCGUGAUAAGUGCUACCUGGUUACUGGGGCUGAUGGCAGUAAACAAUGAUGUGAUGACAUUCCACUACCUCUUUGCCAUCUUCAGCUGUUUACAGGGUCUGUUCAUCUUUCUCUUUCACUGUAUCUUCAAUAAAGAAGUCAGGAAACAUUUGAAGAAUACUUUGUCUGGAAAGAAGCCACUUCCAGAUGAUUCUACAACCACGAGAGCAACUUUAUUAACCCGGUCCCUGAACUGUAAUGAUACAUAUAUAGAAGAGCCAAAUAUGUAUCGCACCACUCUUGGGGAAUCCACUGUCUCCCUAGAAAGUACCAUCAGGUCAGCCAAGAGUCACAAUAGCUACCUUGCUUAUAUCCUCAGAGAUGAAGCUGCCCAGAAGCUCAGCGUUUCAUCGAGCCAAGCAAGGACCGGCCAUACAGACGGUGAUUCCUCCAUCUUCCACAGAAAGCCCUCAAAAUCCAAUGAGCAUGACUCCGAUUCUGACAGCGAGUUGUCCCUUGACGAACACAGCAGCUCAUAUGCCUCCUCCCACUCAUCGGACAGUGAAGAUGAUGUUGUUGAAACAGAGAAAAAAUGGAACUCGGGAAAGAACAACGAUCGGGGUCCGCUGCAUAGCACUCCCAAAGUUGAUUCUGUUCCCAACCAUAAGAAGCCCUAUUGGCCCUCAGAAGGCAUCGCAGCAAGUGAUGAGGAGGAGCCAGGCGCCAAGCAGAAGCUCAAGGUGGAGACCAAGGUGAAUGUGGAACUCCAUCAGGAAGACCAAGGAAACCACAGCAGCGAGGUCCUGCCUGACAGAGAAAAUGAGGGGCAGCAGAAGGAGAACAAGCCACUCGCCCAGCAGAACAACCAGCAGCCAGAACAAAGGAAGGGUAUACUGAAAAAUAAAGUCACCUACCCUCCACCAUUAGUUGACAAAAACAUGAAGAAUCGUCUACGGGAAAAACUGUCCGAUUAUAAUCAAACUAGUCUCUCCUCUAAAACUACUACUAUUGGGACAAACAAUGGAGUUCGCUGCACAUCAGAUUCUGGGGUCACGAUCAAAAAUCCAAGACGGGAUCAGCCUCCCGAGCAAAUGAAUGGGUUGGCCAUGAGUGUCCAUGUGGGGACAGUAACAGCAGAGACCUCCGAUUCUGAAGGCAGUAACGAAACUUCAAUUUGAAUCAUCAGGAAUUCAUGACAACUAUUGCACCUUGGAACUACUUUGCUGUGAUGCUGCUUGUUUGGGACUUCUCAAUUUCAACAUAUUUGUUGCCGCAUCGUGAGGAUACCAAGGAUGUUGCAUCUGGGGCAAGUUUCACAUCGUGGCAUACUUCAGCGCUCCUUGUUUUCUAGGAGAACUGUGACAGAUUGACUUAGAGCACACUCAAGUGCCUGCCUGCGUAAGUGGUGCCAAAACACACAGACAAUGAUGGG